Helianthus annuus (common sunflower) is the source of this 747-nucleotide messenger RNA. RefSeq lists its product as uncharacterized. The coding region runs from base 163 to 747 and encodes 194 amino acids. The transcript is spliced from 3 exons. Gene Ontology annotation, molecular function: RNA binding. Lineage: Eukaryota; Viridiplantae; Streptophyta; Magnoliopsida; Asterales; Asteraceae. The record is from RefSeq and is a predicted model, not a curated record.
UCUUUAAAAUUUGUUCGUCACAUAGUUCACUGAGCAGUUUGAAACCUUUCACGACGGUUCUCAACCAUCUCGCCGGAAAAUCAUUGCCGGUAUCUCCGCUGCUGACGUCACACCAUCACCGAUCGAACUUCCACAGAUAAUGUCUGGCACUAUAACUACCUAAUGGAGCCAUCGACUGAAUACGUGGCGUUUGAAGAGAAGGUGAAGAAGGAGAUUUACAUCGACAAUUUAUCCCCUCAGGUUACGAAAGCCGUUUUAGAGAACGCAAUCAAUCAGUUUGGGAAUGUGAAAGACGUUCAGUUUGUUCCCACGUCUUUCGCGUCUUACAGUGUUUGUGCUGCUCUGGUGGAGAUGGAAUCAGCCAAACAGGCUGAAGAAAUCAUCUGUGAGAUGGGUGAUUCUCCUCUUAUGAUAUCCGGAAUGCCCAGGCCCGUGAGAGCCCAAAAAGCCCAAGUUGAAAUGUUCGAGGACCGGCCCAAAAAGCAUCAGAGAAGGAUUGUGUGCCGUUGGUUGGAUCCAAGUCAUCAAAACUUUGAGCUGGCUGAGAAGAUUAAGGAUCUGACGAAGAAACAUGCUGUUGAGGCUCAAUAUAUAAUGGAGCUACAACUUGAAGAAGAAGAGAAGCUGCAUAAACAGCAAAGUGAGACCCUGAAAACAAACUACAAGAAGUAUGAGCUGAUUGAUGAUGCAGAUGGAAAUGUGAAGCGUUUGAAAGCUGAAUAUGGGAUUACGCUCAACGACCACUGA